Messenger RNA from Purpureocillium takamizusanense, 2633 nucleotides. RefSeq lists its product as uncharacterized. The record is from RefSeq and is a predicted model, not a curated record. The transcript is spliced from 4 exons. NCBI's taxonomy places the organism in Eukaryota, Fungi, Ascomycota, Sordariomycetes, Hypocreales, Ophiocordycipitaceae. Bases 574 to 2391 code for a protein of 605 amino acids.
CAGCACAGCAGCAGGUUACCUAUGCGCGUGCAGAUCAGGCCGCGGGGCCUAGUCAGGCCGUUCGUCCAUCUCCUUAUGUAGCCGAGGGACGCGAAGCCAAGCAACCGCCUCGCCUCGACGUCGACAGGAUUAGCAAGCUUGCACGCGACCACCAACGUCCCGGGUGGCGGCUUCAAACCAUGAGAGUCUUGGCCCUUUGUUAAACAAUCACGUUGCCUUGUCCUGAACAUGCGUCGAUCCGCAGCGCGUGCAGUCGUCUUAUCGUUUGCAGGAGCUUCUUGAGCAGCAGAGCGUGUGGGCAGCGGACGCAAGGGGGGCCCGUCCAUUCAGCCCCAUCAUCGCCAUUAUCCCAUUGUCAUCACCACCACCAUCAUCAUCGUCAUCAAUGCCGGCGCUGCAGCCGCUUCUGCCACUGAUUCAGCGCGGCGUUGACAACACUACGCAGGCCAACACCAACGCCGCCGCGGGCGAUGCGUUGCAAGUCAUCUGUGCCUGGCCCGUCUCUGGCCAGUACGGGCCCGGCUCGAGGAUCCUGUGAGUGAAUCUACUGCAGUGCGGUACUAGUACUACACGAUGAGACAAUUCGAGAUGGAGGCUUGGCUUGGUCAAACCGGGCUUGUCGCCUCUUGGCUCGAGCCCACUUGGUUUUCUUGGUUAAUGGCCGACGGACCGACUGACCGUGACAACGACACCAGAUACUACGUCCUUAUAGCGGCGUGUGUGCUCGCGCAAAAGUCCGUCUGGAUCAGGAAUGCGUGUCUGGCCGCAGCCCUCUUACUGCCAGCCGUCGCCGCGGUGCACGCCAUUGUGCUCGCGGCGCUUCAUGUCGAUGGCGCCGUCGACAUGGACGUCUUUGGGGCCUUUCAACUCUGCUCCAUUGGCAUCCUCGCCGCGCCGGUAACCGUUAGACUGUCUCGGACCUACUUUAACGAUCCCGGCCGCAACACCAUCUUUCUCUGGGCUGGGCUCAUUCUCGCGGGCCUCCUCAGCCUUACCGUCGAGUUCUACCGAAUUGGAACAUCCAGCUGCUCGGAAAAGGAGGCUGGCAUCCCCAUCCCGCGAGACACAAACCAAUUUCCGUAUGGCAACACGACGUGCGGGCUUACAUGCUCGGUGACGGAGGGCCCCUUUUCGCCCAUGCGCGGCGGGGCGGCCAAGGACAUCUAUGUGAUUCCCGCGCCAGAUGGCCUCACCUUUGGCACGGCGACGCUGCUCGCGGCGGCGUGCUGCGUCCACGCCAUCUUAUGGCUGGCGUCCAUGAUGGACAAGAUACUCGAGAUCAACUUCAAGUCCGUCUCUUUGCGCUUCAUGGAGCGGGAGACGGACGGGCAGAUGAACGACCCCAUAGAAGGGACCAACGGGGCAACGAUAGGGAGCAUGAAAAAGGUCAACAACAUGGUACGCUUGUUCCUCAGCGUGGUGGCGGUCCCGGUGUUUGGAGGAGCUGGCCUGGCAAUCCUCAUUGUGGGCGAGAGGAAUUUCUUCAGUCCUCAGGUCAAGUAUCAAAACGAGCCGUUGGCAAGCAUAGGGCAAUGGGCACCAAUUGUUGGAACUGGACUGGCGGCGUUGGGCUCUUUAUACCUUCUCCUCAAAGGCGACGCCAACAGCACCAGCGACGGAGUCUGCAAGAACUGCGCCCAUCACACAAACCAGUCGCCCAGCAGUCGCGACUCCCACAGCCUCCGCGGUUCGGUCGACGACUCUGACCGGACACGUUCGCCCCAUGUACCCGAGAACCCUUCGGCAAGCAUGCCACCGAGUGCCAAUGAUGGCAUGUCGCCGCUGCGGCCGAGCUUCACGACACUGACUCGGUACGUCACCGGUCACUCAAGUCAAGCCACGACGGUGCGUUCCGACGUCGGUGGAAGGCGCAAAGUCGCCCGCGCGUUCCACGCCAUGGGCAAGUCGUUCAACUCGGCGGCGUACGAGAUGAUGGGCACGUCCGGGUUCGAGCCCACGCGCGCGGGCGACUUCCCCGAGAUCCCGGGCGAGGUGAACCGCAACCGCAAGCUGAGACGCAUACGAGAGAGAUACAACCCGCAGAGGGACGCGGAUGGCUACGAGACUCCGCUGCCCCGGUCUCGGUCCAGGGCGACGAGCUUCGUGGGCAGCGUCGUGUCCGCGCGCGACGAGACCCCUGGCCCUUCGUCGCCGCAUGCUGUCACCGCCGCGAGUGGGACGCCAGCUCGCAGCGUGUCCAGACCAAGGGCAAUCACUUUGCCCACGACGGGCAGUGCGGCCGGCCUCGAACCCGCGGAAGCGGCGUCCCCAACGAGUGACCCAAGCCGGGGGAGACAGCGUAUGAGACGGGAGACGCUCCAGGUUCCCGUUGAGGCGCAUCACCCGACGAGGGUGCGCCGGUGGCGACAGAGCUUAUCACCACAGCCUUGAUGUACAUAAUUCUGCCUUUCUUCGUUGGGGCGUGACAGAGUUUUCGCAGAGAUACCCCUUGGUGCACAGCAUGAUAGACGCCAUACCUGGAUAUAUGCGAGCGGCAGUAGGUUUCAUGUCAAAGCAUUGUUUCUUCGAGAUGUCAUAGCAUAGAAGAAUGUCAUGUUCUCGGCGAAUUUGCGCUUACCAGCGGACCUGGGACCACAAUACGACAGCUUGUAAUCAGCGGUGCCUAAUACGGU